AUGCAACCUAAAGCCGAAUCGAAAGGAGCUAAGAAAGCCGCCACUAAGGCGAAGGCCCAGAGAACUGGGGACAAGAAGAAGCGCAGUAAGAGGAGGGAAUCAUAUGCCAUCUACAUUUACAAAGUCCUGAAGCAGGUCCACCCAGACACUGGCGUUUCCAGCAAAGCUAUGAGCAUCAUGAACUCGUUUGUCGAUGACAUUUUCGAGAGAAUCGCCGCUGAAGCUUCCCGCCUGGCCCACUACAACAAACGCUCAACCAUCACCAGCAGAGAAAUCCAGACCGCUGUCCGACUUCUCUUGCCCGGUGAAUUGGCCAAGCACGCCGUCUCUGAGGGUACCAAGGCUGUCACCAAGUAA
This is a messenger RNA of Ostrea edulis (European flat oyster), 357 nucleotides long. Its product is annotated as histone H2B-like. Bases 1 to 357 code for a protein of 118 amino acids. Gene Ontology annotation, cellular component: nucleosome. The record is from RefSeq and is a predicted model, not a curated record. Gene Ontology annotation, molecular function: structural constituent of chromatin; DNA binding; protein heterodimerization activity. The transcript has a single exon. Lineage: Eukaryota; Metazoa; Mollusca; Bivalvia; Ostreida; Ostreidae.